Klebsormidium nitens is the source of this 1554-nucleotide messenger RNA. NCBI's taxonomy places the organism in Eukaryota, Viridiplantae, Streptophyta, Klebsormidiophyceae, Klebsormidiales, Klebsormidiaceae. The record is from the annotation of a GenBank genome assembly.
AUGGCUACAGCAAGAGCAGCAACGUGGCAACGCUCUACCUCUGGGAGGCUUUGGCGGCCUGUAGCAUCCUCAAGAACAACUUUGAGAGGGUUGGUGCCCUGUCCUAUCAGCCUUUGCAUCUGCGACCGUCCUCUUGGCCAGCAGCGCUUUUCUCAGAGCAGGAGGUGGGGGCCAGAGCAAAAGCCUGGGCAGGCUGCCAGGGGGGCUAGGGUGUCUACGCAAUCGAAGGAGGUGGAUGGUCCAGGGGAGCAGACUGGAAAUGGUGGUGGCAACGGGGGUGGUGGUGGGGGGGGAAGAAAGGGCGUGACAGAUGGAGGAGGGAACAACUGGUGGCGAAAGUGGCGAAAGUGGCCCGUUGCUGAAACCAUGUUGGUGGCAAUUGUGACUUCUCUGCUGACGUACUUCUUCGCGCAGCAGCUGCAGAGCAGGGAGAAGACCUCUACAGACGUCAGUAAAAAAAUCAUGCAGCUUAUCAGGAAGAGGCUCACGAAGAAGUACGAUCCGGAGGAGUUAGCAAAGCUAGAAGAAGAGCUCGGGGUGCCACUUUUGCCAAGGGACGAAGUGACGCUCGUGCUGGAGUCAACUGGUGACUCGUGCCUCCUGCUGGGGCCGUCACGCUGCGGGAAGACAACCUCCGUCAAGCUGUGGGGCCGUGGCAAGCGCCCCUUCCUCUACUGCUCGAUCCGCGGCUACCCGGAUUCAUGGCUCGCCGAAGCCCUAGGGAUCCCGGGCGAGUAUGCCAAGCUCAUCCCGGACAGUGAGCUGCGGACGCUCUUUCUGUCCGCCAUCAAAGGGACCGAGGGCAAGCCUGUGGUCGUCAUGGACGACGUGCAGUGCCUGCCAACCGAGGCGGGGCAGAAGCUGACAGCGGACAGCAAGAAGCUUCUUGCCUCGUUCAUCACGGCGGCGGCGGAAAAGCGGAUCAAGCUAGUCUUCCUGGCUUCGGAGGCCUGGGUGGCUGCUGAGCUGAGCACUGUAUCGGGUGCCAAUGCGCGCGUAGAGCGCGUUAUGGUUCAGCAACCACCCAUGGCGGUCCUCGGGGAGUACCUGAACCGACUGCUGCCGCAAGUUCUGACGCCUGAGCAGCAUGGUUUGAUCAUCCAGACCUCCGAGAGGAACGUCGGCGACCUGGUGAAGGUCGUGCAGACGCUGAGCUCCAUGCGAGCAGCGGGCAGGGAGCUGACGAUGGACAACGUUAAACUCGCAUGCUACCGCCUCUACGAGCCCGACAUCCGGCGAAUUGAAACAUUCCUGGAGUCCGUCGCUGGCAAGCUUGCCGGCAAGGACGAGCGGGCGGGGGUAAAGAUGGCUUUCAGCCUUUUCAAGGCUGCAUUGGAGUCGGGAGACGGCAAAGUCCAACUCCGUACUCUCCAAUCUAGACUAGGACAGAAGUUUGACAGUACUUUGGGCUCAAACGUCGCAAAGGCGCUGGUAGAUUGGAACGUCUUUGCGAAAGGGGAGGGAGUCUGGGCCUGGCACCUGCAUGCUCCUCGAAUAAAACACGCUUUGGCAGUUGUUUUGGAAGACAAGUCAGGACCAGACGACUUGAAAUAA